Oppia nitens is the source of this 644-nucleotide messenger RNA. Its product is annotated as LIM/homeobox protein Lhx3-like. Gene Ontology annotation, molecular function: RNA polymerase II transcription regulatory region sequence-specific DNA binding; DNA-binding transcription factor activity, RNA polymerase II-specific. The record is from RefSeq and is a predicted model, not a curated record. NCBI's taxonomy places the organism in Eukaryota, Metazoa, Arthropoda, Arachnida, Sarcoptiformes, Oppiidae. The coding region runs from base 105 to 608 and encodes 167 amino acids. Gene Ontology annotation, cellular component: nucleus. The transcript has a single exon. Gene Ontology annotation, biological process: neuron differentiation; regulation of transcription by RNA polymerase II.
GUGUCUUCGAGAGAGUGAGAGAAGUGUCGCGCCGUCUGUCGUCUCGGACGACGACUCCUUUGUGUUGUUGUUUUGUGUCGUCCUUUCAAACAACUUUAAACAACAUGUCGUUCGUGUGUUUCGCGUGCGGACAACACAUCCGCGAACGACACGUCCUCGAAUGCGAUCGCCGUCAUUGGCAUCAGUCGUGUCUGCGAUGCGCGGCCACUGGCCAUCCGCCCACCGACGACCGAAUGUUUACAUUACAUAACGGACAGUAUGUCUGUAGAGAACAUUACAGAGAUUUGCAAUCAAUUUGUAGAGUUUGUCGACAAAGAAUAGACGCUCACGAGUGGAGAGUCCAAACACCGCAACGGCUGAACAUUCAUCAGAAGUGCAUGUCUUGUGCCGCGUGUCGACAAUCGCUGGAUACGGGCGACAAGUUUGUCUUUACGCCGAUUACCACCACUUCUCAAGACAACCAACAACAACAACAGCAGCAGUCGUCUGGAGGACGACUCUUGUGUCACAAAUGCGCGGCUCCACCGCACGGACAACAAGCAUCAUCGGGCGGACGACGCGGCAGACGUCGGGCGACGACAACGACGACGGCAUCGAAUCAGACAUAAAGAAAAUAGCAAUAAAUUUCUUUCAUUUUUUUUUAA